Molecule: messenger RNA, 1197 nt
Organism: Argentina anserina (silverweed cinquefoil)
Lineage: Eukaryota; Viridiplantae; Streptophyta; Magnoliopsida; Rosales; Rosaceae
Product: pentatricopeptide repeat-containing protein At4g21190
Exons: 5
Coding region: 30-944 (304 amino acids)
Molecular function (GO): protein binding
Source: RefSeq, a predicted model, not a curated record
GGGAAAAUCAUUCAAAUGCUGUCUUAGUAAUGCUUAGCUUAAAGUACUCGCUGCCGGUGUUUACUGGGCGGCUGGAAUUUACCGGAAUAUCCCAGAGGAGGAGCAGUGUGGUGGUAUGUGGAUUGAAGGGACCAAGACCCAGAUACCCAAGAGUGUGGAAAUCCAAUAAGAAGAUUGGGACUAUUUCCAAGUCACUCAAGCUUGUUGAGUGUAUUAAGGGAUUGUCAAAUGUGAAAGAGGAGGUUUAUGGGGCACUUGAUUCUUUCAUUGCUUGGGAGUUGGAGUUUCCAUUGAUUACAGUGAAGAAGGCUUUGAAGACUCUUGAAAAUCAGAAAGAUUAUAAAAGGAUCAUUCAGGUAGCGAAAUGGAUGCUGAGCAAAGGUCAAGGAAGGACAAUGGGGACUUAUUUUACCUUGUUGAAUGCUUUGGCGGCAGAUGGGAGGAUUGAAGAAGCUGAAGAGCUUUGGAAGAAGCUGUUCUCGCAGUACUUGGAUAGCAUGCCUCGAACGUUCUUUGACAAGAUGAUUUCGAUUUACUAUGAAGGGGGCCUGCAUGACAAGAUGUUUGAGAUAUUUGCUGACAUGGAGGAGCUUGGCAUCAGACCAAAUAUGUCAAUUGUUAACAAGGUUGGAGAUGUCUUUCAGAAGCUAGGUAUGAUGGACAAAUACACUAAAUUGAAGAAGAAAUAUCCACCGCCAAGAUGGGAGAUUCGGUACAUCAAAGGAAAACGUGUUAAAAUUCAAGCAAACAAGCAAAGCAAUCUUGAUGGUGAUGACAAAAUGUUAAGUGCAGAGAAGGAAUCAAUUCAAAGCUCAAAUGAAGUGUCAAAUGCCAACUCAAAUUUAGAUGAACAAGCUGUUGAAGCUGAGGAAGUGAACCAGAACAUGUCCAAUUUACUGGAGGAAGCUGGUAUGAGUUCAGAUGAACUCAGGGUUGAAUCUUAAAGCUCUUAUUGACCAGUCAGAUGCAUCGUUAUUAUGCGAUGGUAUCCCCCAUGAUGAGGAAAGGUACUCAAGGUAAAGGAAGACGUUCAAAAGUGAUGUUGAAAAUCAUAACGCUUGUGCCCGUCUAGGAAAAAUUGUCGUGUCAGACUUGUUUCUAGUUAGAAGCAGCUGCGUGUUAGGAACAGAUCAAAGUAUUUGUAGUGCAGAUUUUAGGAUAAUAGUAUGAAAUGUACAAGCAUUCUUUUUGCAAGUC